AUGGCAAGUAAACAAAUCAACCUUUUGGAAGAGGGCAAAGAAACCAUCAAUGAACGGCGCGCCCGUGCCGCCGCGGAGGAAGAGGCGGCCAAGGCGGCAGCGGCCGAGGCUCUGUUGGCCAAGGAGCGCAACGAGUUCCUGGCGCCCAUCAAGGCCAAGCUGGAGGCCAGCAGCAGCCCCCGGCCCAACCCUGCCGUGGCGCCCGCGGCCGAGUCGACGGCCAAGGAUGCGCCGGGCGCCGCGACGUCGUACCACGACAUGGAGCAGCCGCUCGAGUUCAGCCGCGACUCGUCGCACAAGGCCGUGCUGCUGGUGACGACGCCCAUCGAGUUUGGCCCCAUCGAGCUGAGCAAGCAGUCUUACCGCCUCCUGGCGCGGCACGUCGGCAUGAGCAUGGACAGCAUCUGCCACUGGGCGUUGUGCGUCAUUGACCGUGGAGUCGGCAAGAGCUGGGCGUAUGACCUCAUGAGCGACCGUCUAGAGCUCAACAUGAUCGGCAAGAACGUUUUUCGUAUCAACGAGGUCACGCCAGAGUAUGUGCAGACGUGGAGCUCGGCAUACUACGUCGGCGAGACCACAAAGUCUCACGAAGAGGUCAAGAUGCUCGGAGAGACCCACAUGGCCCUGAAUCCAAAGUACAGCCUCCUCGAGAGUAACUGUCAGCACCUGGCCGAGACUUUGAUGAAGGCACUGUGCGACGGGAGGAUCGUGAGCCAGCACAAGCUGGAUGAGGAGCUCAAAAUGGUGUCGCCCAAGAUGGCCAUGGACAUGAUGAUGAACAAACUGGAUUUUAGACUUGACGGCCCAGAUUCCAAGGGGGCCGAGCACAGCGAUGAAGUCAAGAACGAGGUUAAUAUAAUCGGGGAGCUGUGGGGAAGGGUGAAGAAGUACCGCAAGGAUGAGAAGAGUGAGGAGAAGAAAUGA
Molecule: messenger RNA, 924 nt
Organism: Pyricularia grisea
Lineage: Eukaryota; Fungi; Ascomycota; Sordariomycetes; Magnaporthales; Pyriculariaceae
Exons: 2
Coding region: 1-924 (307 amino acids)
Molecular function (GO): peptidase activity
Source: RefSeq, a predicted model, not a curated record